Messenger RNA from Hyaloperonospora brassicae, 1320 nucleotides. NCBI's taxonomy places the organism in Eukaryota, Oomycota, Peronosporomycetes, Peronosporales, Peronosporaceae. The record is from the annotation of a GenBank genome assembly.
AUGCUGUCGCCGCUGCCUCGAACGCCGGGGAUCCGCCGCCUCUCUGCCUCGUACGGCGACGACGGCGACGACGCCCCGCCCGAAGACCGGCGCGCCGUCAAUGGCUCGCGCGAAGAAGCCCAGGCGUGCUGGCUCUUUGCUCUCGUCGGCGUGGGCUACCUCUUUCCCUUCUCCGCGCUCACGCAGCCCGUGGACUACUGGACACUGCUCUUUCCCGACUAUAACAUUGAGUUCGCCCUCACGUGCACCUUUAUGGGUACAAACCUGCUCGUUCUCGGCGCGAUCGUCGUCUUGUUGCAUCGCCCGCAGUACACACGACGCAUUGUCGGCGGCUUCAUGGGCCAACUACUCGUCUUGACGUUCGUGCCGACGUCGUCUUUCUUCCUCUCGUCCGAAAACGCCAACGCCGUUGCUGUUCUCAGUGCCACAGCCGUCGCGUCCAUCGCGACGGCGUUCAUUGACAGCUCGACGAUUGCGCUCGUGUCGCACUAUCCCCGACGAGUGCAGGAGAGUUUUCAGUUAGGUGUUGGUCUUAGCACGCUCAUCGGGAGUCUUUAUCGAGACGUGACGAAACUCAUCUUUUCAGCUGAUCAACUGCUGCUCUCGUCGCUCAUUUACUUUUACGCUGGAGCACUCACCAUCGCGCUCUGUAUCGGGGCCUUCUACAUGGUUAUGAAGCUCGAGAUCUCGCACAAGUUCCUGCUGCGCAAGUCGGACACUGGUGUGGAGCUCACGGACCGGUCGCCGCUCCUGAAGAACAAGCGGCAGUCAGGUGGUAGUGACCCGCUUCAUUUCCCUGGACUCGCACUGACGAGGUGGACUGUUCUGAAGAAGGUGUGGCACUUGGAAAUGCUGAUACUGGUGGUUUUCCUUGCCAGUUUGUCAGUCUGGCCGCCGCUCAUCACCGAGAUCAAGACGUAUAGUUUCCCGUCGCUUCAGAAGAGUGGAUGGUGGUCGCUGAUCCUGCUCACGUCCUUCUCGAUCAGCGACUGCGCUGGGCGUUUCAUUGUAAAUCAUCGCUUCGGUCUCACGCCGAGCAACGUGUGGAUUCCGAUCAUGGGGCGUUUUGUCCUCGUCCCGAUCAUUGUUGGCAUCGUCAAGGAGUGGUGGCUCCAGAGCGACUUGUGGUCUCUACUCAGUGUGUCGGCCCUCGGAGUCGGAAACGGUUAUUUGGGCACAUUGACGAUCAUCUUCGUGAGCGAGAGUGUCCACGCUGACGAGCAGCACCUGAUCGGUCCCUUUACGAGCUUCUUUCUGAACUCUGGUCUUGUACUGGGAUCGAUGGUGGGUCUCAUCCUGGAAAGAGUCGUGCUACGAUAA